AUGUAUCAAGGAGGAGUGGCAGAGCCCUUGGCUUUGGACGCUCAUCCCGGUUUCGCCUUCAAAAAGCCUACUGCCUAUGCUGCUGCUUUCCGUUACGACACCGACGAAGAGCGUUCCGACAUGGUGACCUCUUCUCCCCUCCGCGUUGGCGGCGGCCGCCAACGGAGUCACUCGUUUCAGAGAGACCUGUCCCAGACUUCUCCGCAGCGCCAAAAUUCGCCUAAGAAACUAUCAGAGACCCUUCCCGCCGCUCUCUAUGUAAAAGCCCUGUAUGACUACAACGCGGAUGAUCGGGCUAGUCUAAGUUUUCGCCAAGGCGAUGUUAUCCAAGUACUCAAUCAACUGGAGACUGGCUGGUGGGACGGCGUUAUUGGCAACGUUCGUGGCUGGUUCCCCAGUAAUUAUUGUACAGUAAUCACCAAUCCAGAUGAGAUCGACCAUCACACCUCUCACCGGAUGAUGAUGAUGACGGCUGAUCCCGGUGACACCAGCGCAGAAUCAGGUGUCGACGACGACUAUGAGGAUGACCAAGAAGACGAGUUUAAUCUAGAGCAUCAUUCCCGUGAUUCGCAACCCAUACUGCCGAUUGAAGGCGCCGCUCCACUGGAUCAGGAAGAGGCCGCGUUCUGGAUUCCUCAAGCUACCUCUGAUGGCCAGCUAUUUUAUUUUAACACCUUGACAGGGACUAGUACCGCCGAGUUGCCCUUGGAGAACCCCAUGUUGGCAAAUGAGACUGGUCCACGCGAUCGCAACAAUUUCUUCGUCCCAGAUCAGACUCGUCCACCCCCGGAAAUGAUGGCCCGUGGCGUUGAACACGAAGAUGACUACGACGGCUCUGGUUCAGAAGCCGAAGGGGAAUCCUUGAUGCUGGCCUCGCACGAUUCCAUUUCUCGGAGACGUCGAUCCUUGGUGGAUGAUGUCUCGCCCGCUACCUCCAUGGAUUCUCUCAACCCAUCACCUGUGACUAAAUCAUCUCAUCAUACAAAACGUCCUGGACAAGCCUCCUCUACUUCAUUCUCUUCCUCUUACCUCCGUUCCAAGGAAUCUGUAGCCACUUCAGCCGCCUCCACCUCCAUUUCUAAUGGUUCUUCAAUUCCACGACACUUUGUAGAUGAUAGCCCCGGCUCUCGAAUUGGAUGGGCUGACUUACUUGAAAACAUGCGCAAUGCCAUCGAGGCUUACCGACAAGUUGUCCGCAAUGGUGACCGUACCGAAUAUGUGCGAAAGGCAGAAGAUAUUUCAGACCAUCUUCGCAUGUUGCUCGCCGCAGGAUCAGACACCACAGACAACCACUCCGGGAGUCCCUCGAUCAUCUCUCCAAAUCGUGCUCUGUACCCACACUUCCGAGACAUGAUGUCUAAAUUUUCUAAGCUAGUAUUGUCUUCGCACAUUGCUGCUACAGAUUGGACAAGUCCCGACUCCGCCGCAAAGUGCUUGCAAGAAGCAGAUGGCGUCUGGCAAGGCGUCUCCGGCUACGUUCACGUUGCCAGCCAACAGCGCGGCGACAACAUUAAUCGCAUUGUGCCUGGGUUUGUACUCAACAGUUCCACGGGUGGCCAUUGGCAAAACAAUGGCAUCCGAAAUGGCGAGUCCGGUGCUACCUCUUUCCUGGAUCCCGAUGGCCAAGAAUCCAGUCUGGAGCCUUCUGUCCCUCUGGACGGUCCGUUGAUUCAACAGGUUGAGUCAAUGAGAACAGCCAUUGUGCUUAGUGUGAGAAAAGUAGACGAACAGCUGAGAAUGGAACAGAAGACUAUUACCCCACAACAACAUCAAGCGCUAAGCGACUCGAUUUGCUUGGCUGCCUUGGACGUCAUUGAAAAAUACAGACCCUGGAUUUCAACUAUAGAAUCAAUUAAUCUGGCCCCUCUUGGCACCGGUCUGCAGAAUCCACAGCUGGUUGACUUUGGCUUACAGAAGCAGAGGGUUUACGAAACGAUUGCUGAUCUUGUUCUGAGCUGUCAAUAUGUUUCUGCACCUCUCGGUGAUGAAUGGACCGGAAUACGACGAGACACGAUUGAUGAUCGUUUGAACAGUGUGCGAAAAGUCGCUCGCCAGUUGGAGACCUCUCUCUCACACAUCGGAUUUUCUCUGUCUCUCCUUCAAGAACAAAUGCCGGAGAAGCCUCUCGAUGCCAUUGGACAAACUCGCUUUGUUGGUGAAGACAAUGUACCCGCUGAUUUUCUGGCCAAUCGGGAACCAGGCAAACGCAGGGGCACUGCUUCUUCAGCUCAAGCUGCCCCUUCACCACACGGUGGUGGGGAUGAAGACAAACAAGUACGCCGGAAUAGGGACAAAGCACAACGGUUUUUCGGUCAACCCCCGCCCACCACAAUUCAAAGGGGGCCUUUACAUGAUCCACCGUCUUUACUGGAUGAAGCUCCAUGGUUCUUGAACUUCGACCAGGAAGGUGAAGUUUUUUAUGAUAUCAAGGGUGAUGUUCCUAUUCUUAAAUGUGGUACACUCGAAGGCUUGGUGGCACAACUGACACGCCAUGAUAAGUUGGAUGCGUCUUUUAAUAAUACUUUCCUACUCACUUACCGCUCCUUCACUACUGCCUCGGAGCUAUUUGAUAAGCUCGUACAGAGAUUCAGCAUCCAGGCUCCCUUCAACUUGACUCAAGACGAACAUCGAAUGUGGAUCGAUCGCAAGCAAAAACCCAUUCGAUUCCGAGUGGUCAAUAUUCUCAAAACUUGGUUUGAAAAUUAUUGGAUGGAAUCGAACGAUGAAGCAAACAUGAAUUUGCUUCGCCAAGUGCAUGCUUUCACCAAGGAUUCUAUUGCAACGACCAAGACCCCGGGAUCACCACAGCUCCUCAGCGUCAUUGAGCAACGCCUGCGUGGACAAGACACCACAGUCAAAAAGCUAGUCCCUACUCAGAAUAUGCCGACGCCGGCUCCCAUUCUACCUAAGAACAUGAAGAAGCUCAAGUUUCUUGACAUUGACGCAACAGAAUUUGCCAGACAACUCACAAUUAUUGAAUCGAAGUUGUAUGGCAAGAUUCGCGCAACCGAGUGCUUAAAUAAGACAUGGCAGAAAAAAGUUGGUCCAGGAGACUCUGAACCGGCUGCAAACGUCAAAGCCUUGAUUUUACACUCCAAUCAGCUUACCAAUUGGGUUGCUGAGAUGAUUCUUACGCAAGGCGAUGUCAAAAAGCGCGUCGUUGUUAUCAAGCACUUUGUCAAUGUUGCAGAUAAAUGUCGCGCUCUGAAUAACUACUCUACACUAACCUCUAUCAUUUCUGCACUUGGAACUGCACCAAUACAUCGUCUUGGUCGAACAUGGAAUCAAGUGAGCGGCCGUACAUCGACCGUUCUGGAGCAAAUGCGCAAGCUUAUGGCGAGCACAAAGAACUUUGGCGAAUACAGGGAGACAUUACAUGCAGCGAAUCCGCCAUGCAUUCCUUUCUUUGGUGUAUAUCUGACCGACUUGACUUUUAUUGAAGACGGUAUUCCUUCGCACACGCCAUCCGAUCUCAUUAAUUUCAACAAGCGAGCCAAAACUGCCGAAGUCAUUCGCGAUAUCCAGCAAUAUCAGAACGUCCCGUACCAACUGCAACCGAUUCCCGAACUGCAGGAUUAUAUUUUGAGCAAUAUGCAGGCUGCCGGAGAUGUUCACGAAAUGUACGACCGCAGCUUAGAAGUGGAGCCCAGAGAACGAGAAGAUGAGAAGAUUGCUAGGUAUGGUAAAAGUGGCACAGACGUGUCUUCAAGUUCAUCCAUGACUGUUUCAUCUUUUAUCAACGCUGCUAUACGUUGA
Messenger RNA from Talaromyces atroroseus, 3756 nucleotides. RefSeq lists its product as hypothetical. The record is from RefSeq and is a predicted model, not a curated record. Gene Ontology annotation, molecular function: guanyl-nucleotide exchange factor activity; protein binding. Bases 1 to 3756 code for a protein of 1251 amino acids. Gene Ontology annotation, biological process: positive regulation of GTPase activity; Ras protein signal transduction. The transcript is spliced from 3 exons. Gene Ontology annotation, cellular component: plasma membrane. NCBI's taxonomy places the organism in Eukaryota, Fungi, Ascomycota, Eurotiomycetes, Eurotiales, Trichocomaceae.